Molecule: messenger RNA, 1157 nt
Organism: Thermothelomyces thermophilus ATCC 42464
Lineage: Eukaryota; Fungi; Ascomycota; Sordariomycetes; Sordariales; Chaetomiaceae
Exons: 3
Coding region: 1-1011 (336 amino acids)
Source: RefSeq, a predicted model, not a curated record
AUGGUUCCACAUAGCCGGACCUCAAAGGCAAAGAAAGGCAAGAACGGAAGAAGUCUAUAUGCGUGUAUGCAAUCAGUUGCUGGGAGAGAAGAGUCCAACUCCAAUGAGAGCAGGAAUCGAAGCCAAAGUGUCGGAACCCAAAACGGAGAACCGGCUCCCGUUAGGGAACCACGGUCAGGAUGGAUGGGCAUCCUCGACGACGCGGCGUCGGUCCUCUCGGCGCGGACCUCGCACUCCAAGCGGUCCAAGUCGCACCGCAGCAGCCGCCACUCGCACCACCAUCACCGCAGCAAGUCGCGCUCGCGCUCGCGCUCCCGCCCGCGGCACCGGUCGUCCCGCUCGGCGGUAGGCGCGGGCGGCGACGGCGGGGUGGCCGACACCCUAAGAGGCGUCGCCGCCUCCAUCUUCGGCACCGGCGAAGACGACGAGGACUUGCGCUACGGCAACGACCAUCACCGCCGCCGACGCAGCCGCCACGACCACGACAACGACGACGGCGACGACGACGGCGCCCGUUCCUUCUUCAGCCUCCCCAACGUUUCCAAAAGCACGUUCUUCAGCAACUUUGGCCGCCCGCAUACCUCGUCGUCCUCGUACUACAAACGGUCCCCCCGCCCGGGCUUCACGGCCCGCCUGGUGCGCAAGCUCCGGCGUCUGCUCCGCGACCUGCUCUACUACGCCAAGCGGCACCCGGUCAAGGUCUUCAUGCUGGUGCUGAUGCCGCUCAUCACGGGCGGCGCGCUGACGGCGCUGCUGGCCCGCUUCGGCCUGCGCCUGCCCCCCUUUCUCGAGCGCAUGCUCGGCGUCGCCGCCCGGGCCGCCGGCGCCGGCGCCGCGGGCGACUCGCUCGGCCUGGUCGGCGAGGCCGUCCGCAUGGUCAGCCGCGCCGGCGGCUCCUCCGGGCCCCGGGGCGUGGCCAAGGCUAGCGUCGAGAGGGGCCGUGGUGGUGGUAGUGGUGGUGGCGACGGGUGGAGGGAUGGGCUCAAGGGGAUUGCCAAAGUGUUUGACUGACUGACGAAAACGGAAUGAUGAUGAUCGGUGAUGACGAUGACGAUGAUGACGAUGAUGACGAGAGAUGACUAGUGAUGAUGGAAACUGGAUACGUCUUAGGUAGGGUAGUGGGUGGAACAUAGUUGCUAUAAAGGGCGUUGGGUAUG